UGGAAAACUGAAGCCACCACCAUCCAUCAAUUCCUCGAUCAGAAAAAAAAAAAAAAAAGGAAAAAGAAACGAAAAAAAAACCAAGGAAAUAAAAAGACGAAAGGAAACCACCACCACCUUUGGGAACUGCCUUCCUCCUCCCCCACCCCCCCCAAACACACCAUCACCUGAAUCCCCUCCUCUACGACGAUAACGGACGCCCUUUUUAUCGCUCUCUCCUCCCAGCCCUUGAUCAAAGACACGUGCAAUCUAUCGGAUCGGGCGCCCAGGUGGUCGGACGGCUGGCGAUGGCGGAGGCGAUGCGAUGGGGUACGUGGGAGGAGCUGGUCUUAGGCGGCGCCGUGCUCCGCCACGGGGACGCGGCCUGGGACGCCGUCGCCGCCGAGGUCCAGGCCCGUACCCCCUUCCCCCACCUCUUUACCCCUCAGGAAUGUGAGGCCAAGUACGAGGAAUUACGAGAGCGUUACUCCGGAUGCGAUGCUUGGUUUGAAGAACUACGGAAGCAGAGAGUUGCUGAACUAAAACGAGAGUUGGAAAAAUCAGAAGACUCUAUUGGGUCUUUGCAAUCCAAGCUUGAGAGCCUUAGUGCAGAGAGACAAAGUGACUGUAAUUUUGAAUAUGAUACCAGCCAGACGGAGUCACCCUUGCCCAUUGAAAAUGCUGGUGAUAUUGAUUCUUCCAGCAAGGAUAUAUCCAAAGAUGGAUCAUCUGCUGGUAGUUUUACUCAUAAAACAGGCAGAAAUUGGUCAUCGGGAUGCCAGAUCUUAGCUUCGGUUUCAUCUCAAGAGAAUGAUUCGAAGAUGGAAUUGUCUGCAGACUCUGGAAAGGACAAAGCUGGGAUCAGAAACUUUGAGACUGGCCUUGGAAUCUUAAAAAAGAAAAGGGGAAAGAGGAAGAGAAGGUAUUGUACUAUAGUCAAAGAAGUGAGUAUGGGGGAUAGUGAGACAGUGUGUUCAGCAGCAUAUAUAGAUAAAGAAGAGUCAUCUGAAGGUUUUAAGCGGGAUGUUCUACCCUUGCAUGAGGAAUCUGCUGCCUGUGCAAGAGGUGAAAAUUCCAACAUUGAUCUCACAGAAAUUAUGAACUCAAUUAUGGAGCACAAGGAUGUUUCAAUCUUUCACUCUCGACUUGAAAGCCAGAAGAGAGCCAGAUACAAGAAGAUGAUCCGCCAACAUGUUGAUUUCCAAACCAUAAGCUCAAGGGUCAACAAUGGCUCAAUCUCUUCAGCCAAGGAGCUGUAUAGAGACUUGCUACUGCUCUCAAAUAAUGCUCGUGUCUUCUAUCAAAAGAACUCACUGGAGCACAAAUCUGCACUCGCCCUUCGGGAUCUUGUGAGUGAAUCACUAAAAAAGAGUGCUAAAUAUCUUUCUCAGGUCUCUGGUGAUCGUGGUGUUGCACGUUCUGUUGUGUUGGGGAAAUCAGGAAAACUUCUAAGCAUGCAACCAUGCAAGCGCAACACCAAGGGUAAUUCGGUGGUUUCUGGGGAAGGAGCUGGAACUCCAACAACCGAGAAUGACAAGAAAGAGUCUCAUGUGGAAAAGCCAGAGGAGACCCUGGCUAGGAAGAGAAGUAUCGGGUCACCAGUGAAGGGUGGCCAAAGAAGUGGCAGGAGACGACAGGAGAGCUCUGCCAAAGGAAGGAAAAGAGCUAGAAAAAGGUGAUAGAUAUCAAUGUGGGCAGGAUGUUUUUGGUUUUUUUGGUUCCCUCAAAGGGAUUUUCUGAAGUAUACCUUUUAAAAAUUUACUGUCAAAAGUUUCUUUGGCUCUUUGGAUCCAGCUGGCAAAUUGUAUAGUGUAACCAUAUGGUGAAGAAGACGCUGAUGUUGUACCAAAAAAAAAGAAGACACUGAUGUCUCUUGUUUACAAGGAAAGCUUAUUAAAAUAUACCAUACUUGUUCCCC
Elaeis guineensis (African oil palm) is the source of this 1897-nucleotide messenger RNA. RefSeq lists its product as uncharacterized. Gene Ontology annotation, molecular function: protein binding. NCBI's taxonomy places the organism in Eukaryota, Viridiplantae, Streptophyta, Magnoliopsida, Arecales, Arecaceae. The record is from RefSeq and is a predicted model, not a curated record.